UUCCGGGUUUUGGACCAAUCGCUGCAGCUUAUUCCACCGGAAGUUUUGAACGAAUGGUACGCGGGAAAAACACCGAGCAGUCAGUGAGUGAGUGAGUCUCUUCAUCCGGACAAACAGGAGUCAACAACAUGAAGCUGGUGACCUGUGAGAUCGCAUGGCACAACAAGGAGCCGGUCUACAGCCUGGACCUCCAGCACAGCUCCGAUGGACGCGUCCACCGGCUGGCCACAGCUGGAGUGGACACCACGGUCCGACUGUGGCGGGUUGACACGGGCCCAGACGGGAAGGCGGUGGUGGAGUUUCUGUCUAACCUGGCGAGACAUACCAAGGCAGUCAAUGUGGUGCGCUUUAGCCCGAAUGGAGAGCUGCUUGCUUCAGGAGGAGAUGAUGCAGCGAUUCUGCUGUGGAAGCUCAAUGACUCGAAGGAGCCGGAGCAGCCGCCCAUGUUCCAGGAGGAUGAAGACGCUCAGCUCAACAAGGAGAGCUGGUCUGUGGUCAAGACACUGAGGGGACACAUAGAGGAUGUGUAUGACGUCUGCUGGACACGGGAUGGAAAUUUCAUGGUGUCCGGGUCCGUCGACAACACCGCAGUCAUGUGGGACAUAAACAAAGGACAGAAGCUGUGUAUCUUGAAUGACCAUAAGAGCUACGUGCAGGGGGUGACCUGGGAUCCUCUGGGGCAAUAUGUAGCCACUCUCAGCUGCGACAGAGUUAUGCGUGUGUACAGUACCCACACCAAGAAGAAGGCUUUCUGUGUCAGUAAAAUGAGCUCUGGGCCGCUUGCAGAGGGAGAGGCCAAGCAAUACAGAAUGUUCCACGACGACAGUAUGAGGUCAUUUUUCCGGCGUCUUUCUUUCACACCGGACGGGUCUUUCCUGCUCGCCCCAGCUGGAUGCGUGGAGAUUGGAGAAAACAUCAUAAACACCACGUACAUCUUUUCCAGGAAGAGCCUCAAGAGGCCCAUCGCUCACUUACCGUGUCCAUCCAAAGCUACACUGGCCGUGCGCUGCUGCCCAGUCUACUUUGAACUGAGGACCAAGAAAGGAGAAGACGGUUCUAUUCAGACUCUUCCCAACGUAUUCCAGUUGCCGUACCGCAUGGUGUUCGCCGUGGCGUCUGAGGACUCCAUCUUCCUGUACGACACGCAGCAGACGCUUCCUUUCGGCCUGGUUUCCAAUGUCCACUACCACACGCUCAGCGACCUCACAUGGUCUCGUGACGGUUCCUUCCUGGCUGUGUCCUCCACAGACGGCUACUGCUCCUUCCUGUCUUUCUCUCCGGGGGAGCUGGGCACUCCUCUGAAGGAGCCCCCCACCCUGGAGAUUUUCACUCCAAACACUGGUGUUGAGAAAAGGGGCAAGAAAUCGUCUAAGACCUCAUCUCCCGUGACCCAGCCUCCAAACUCAGCCCCGACUCCUGCAUCCCAAACCGGCACCGGCAAAGACGCCCCCCCCUCCGUGACCCCCUCAGAAGAGAAGAAGAGCGUCCCCAGUGCCAAGUCCAAGCCUCAGUCUCGCAGGAUCACCCUCAACACCUUGGAGGGAUGGGGGAAGCCCUCCACACCUAAAGCCGCGGCUCCCUCAGCACCUCAGACCACAGCGUCCACGAGCACUAGUGCGCCCUCUACUCCCCAACUGCGUCUCACCCCCCUCAAAGCCUCCGCAACGCAGCCACGCAUCGCUCCCCUCACUCCCUCCACCCCUAAAGUCCUCAACAGUGCUAACACUCCUGGGCCCACAACCCCCAAAGGUGCAACCACACCAAACGGUACAACCACACCAAAGGGGCCCACCCCGAGGAGAGUAUCUCUGACUCCCGUUGCAUCCCGAUCUCCAGCUGUUGGUUCACUCUUCCGCACUCCCUCCUCCACCGAGAAGGCCAAACAUGAGCGUCCUUCUCCUCCCAGCGAUCCAGUGUGCCAGCCUCCAGAGUCCAAACGACCCAAGACCAGCGAGGGCAAAGCAAAGACCAGUGCCACCCAGACUUAAUGUUUACUGGGAGCUAUGAUAUCAGAUUUAAAAAAAGAGUGACAGUUAAAGAAGCCGACAACCGCAGAGGCUCCCUGUGGAUGUAACAGUGCAAUAGCAUUGUGUUGGGGGGUUGAUAGUGACUGUGCUUCAUGUAACUAGACGAAGCUUAAAUCUCAAACACUGCACUCAUUGCAGUACGUGUCCUUGAGUUACUCUUUUUAGAUGUGUUUUUGUAUUGUACUGAGGUUAUUGUAUUGUAUAUUUUGUAUAACUAAGCCCGCCCUCGAAAACCUUCGAGUAAAAAAAAAAAAAAAAA
This is a messenger RNA of Larimichthys crocea (large yellow croaker), 2286 nucleotides long. RefSeq names its product chromatin assembly factor 1, subunit B (gene chaf1b). Gene Ontology annotation, cellular component: CAF-1 complex; nucleus. The transcript is spliced from 14 exons. Gene Ontology annotation, molecular function: protein binding. Gene Ontology annotation, biological process: DNA replication-dependent chromatin assembly; nucleosome assembly. Bases 129 to 1988 code for a protein of 619 amino acids. The record is from RefSeq and is a predicted model, not a curated record. NCBI's taxonomy places the organism in Eukaryota, Metazoa, Chordata, Actinopteri, Sciaenidae.